AUGGUUGUUGAUACCACCUAUUACGACGCCCUGGGGGUUCCCCCCACUGCCACCGAGCUUGAGAUCAAGAAGGCAUAUCGAAAGCUUGCCAUCGUCACUCACCCAGAUAAGAAUCCCGGUGAUGAGACCGCACAUGAACGUUUUCAAGCGAUUGGAGAAGCCUAUCAAGUCCUUAGUAAUUCCGAUCUCCGCAAGCGUUAUGAUACCCACGGCAAAGAGCAGGCUGUCCCAGACCAAGGUUUUGAGGAUCCGAAUGAAUUCUUUGGUAUGAUCUUCGGCGGUGACGCAUUCUACGACCUCAUCGGCGAAAUUUCCCUUCUGCAGGACCUUACUACUCGAAUGGAAAUCACGACGGAGGAGGCCGAAGAAGAUCUCGCCGCAUCCACAGAAGAAAAACUUAAUAUCAACGAGCAAGAAGGGAAGCCUGCGGGUGAGCCUGCGGGUGAGUCUGCAGGUGAAAGCGCUGGGGCUGGGGCAGCCGGCACCACCGCUGCUGGUACUGCUGGUACUGCACCGGCGACUUCUUUCUCGCCGCCUCCCUCUGGUACAAGUACUCCACGCCCUCGCCUAGGCCAACAGGUAAUUACGGAUAAGUCAGACGAGGAGAUCCGUAUGCAAUCUGCCGGAGUGUCAGAAGAGGAACGUGAGCUACGGAAGAAGGAGAAGAAGAAGGGCGGUCUUACGCGUGAGCAAGCGGAGAAGCUUCAAGCUUUCGAGUUCGAACGACAGAAAGCUCGUGAUGAACGAGUUGAGAUGUUGGCGACGAAACUCAUUGACAAGAUUAGUGUGUGGACAGAAACCGACAAGGGCACCGAUGUUACCCGCGCUUUUGAAGAGAAGAUUCGCGUUGAGGUGGAGAAUUUGAAGAUCCAGUCUUUCGGUAUCGAGAUCCUCCACGCUAUCGGUGCUACCUACGUUUCAAAGGCUACUUCUUUCCUAAAGUCGCAGAAGUUCCUUGGCAUUUCCGGCUUCUUCUCCAGACUCAAGGAUAAGGGUACGCUUGCAAAGGAAGCCUGGACAACCAUCUCCACCGUGAUCGACGCCCAGUUGACAAUGGAGGAGAUGGCUAAACUGGAAGAGAAGGGCGGAGAGACAUGGACAGAUGAGAUGCGGGCAGAAUAUUCCGUGAAGGUUACAGGAAAGCUGCUCGCAGCUGCCUGGCGCGGUAGCAAGCUUGAAAUCCAAGGCGUUCUCCGCGAUGUCUGCGAUAAAGUCCUGGGUGACAAGCGGAUCAAACUGGAGAAGCGUGUUGAGCGGGCUCAAGCUAUGAUCAUUGCUGGCAACAUCUAUUCUAAGGCCGAGCGUGACCCAGAGGAGGAAGGAGAUUACAUGGCCUUCGAGCAGCUUAUGGCCGAUGCCAUGGCGAAGAAGGGCAAGGAUGAGAAGAAGAAGAAGAAGAAGCACAGUCACGACCACGAGGCUGAGGCUGAGGCAUCUUCAACCACCAGCCCGAAGGCCGAGGCGUAA
This is a messenger RNA of Aspergillus puulaauensis, 1467 nucleotides long. RefSeq names its product DnaJ domain protein. Lineage: Eukaryota; Fungi; Ascomycota; Eurotiomycetes; Eurotiales; Aspergillaceae. Gene Ontology annotation, biological process: protein import into peroxisome matrix. The coding region runs from base 1 to 1467 and encodes 488 amino acids. Gene Ontology annotation, cellular component: cytosol. The transcript is spliced from 5 exons. The record is from RefSeq and is a predicted model, not a curated record.